This is a messenger RNA of Nicotiana tabacum (common tobacco), 975 nucleotides long. Lineage: Eukaryota; Viridiplantae; Streptophyta; Magnoliopsida; Solanales; Solanaceae. The record is from RefSeq and is a predicted model, not a curated record.
AUGAGUAACAACGAGGCCGAGUAUGAGGCUGUGACUGCAGGUUUGAAGUUAGCCCUCAAAUACGGCGCCCGACGACUCAUCCUCCACUAUGACUCUCAACUCGUUGUGAAUCAAGUCACCGGGACUUUCCAAAUCAAAGAGCAGAGACUACAAAGAUACCAGUCGGAAAUCCACAAACUGCUGCCAGAGUUCGAUGAAUGCCGCCUCGACCAGAUAACCAGGGCGCAAAAUAUUGAAGCAGAUGGCCUCGCCAAACUAGCUGCGGCCACCAAGAAUAUCAACAAAGAAAACGUGGUCAACCUCCUUCACUCCGCAAUAGACCACAUCGAGGUGCAUACACUCAGAUACGUGAGCAGGAGGUCAUCGCCUUUAUAUGGAAAAAUAUUAUAUGCCGUUUUGGCAUCCCCAAGGAAAUCAGUUGCGACAAUGGACCUCAAUUCUUCGGAAAAAGAACGACUGAGUUUUUCGAAAAGUGGCACAUCAAACGAAUACUCUCCACGCCAUAUCACCCUGCUGCCAAUGGCUAAGCCAAAUCCUCCAAUAAACACGGGAGAAGCGCCAUACUCACUGGUCUAUGGGACUGACGCGGUUAUACCCAUCGAGGAUGGGGAGCCCAGCUUGAGAUACUCUAACGAGAGUGGAACAGAUAACGAUGAAAGUAGGCUACAAGAUGUGGAUGAAGUUGAAAAACGAAGAGACAUGGCCCACGUAAGAAUGGUAGCCCAGAAGCAGCAAGUAGAAAGAUACUACAACAAGAGAGCCAAGGUGCGAUCACUCAAAGUUGGCGACUACAUCCUCAAGGCCAAAACACAGGCGUCAAAGGACCCUAAUGAAGGAAAAUUGGAAACAAACUGGGACAGACCAUAUAAAAUCAUAGCAGUAGCAAACAAAGGAGUGUUCCACCUAGAAACAAUGGAGGGAAAACUGCUCAAAAACAACUGGAACAUCGCCCACCUCAAGUAUUUCCACUUCUAA